AUUUCUCUGUUUGGUUUAUGUAAGAAUCCCACACACUUGAUGUAAAAAAAAAAAAAUUCACACACCUUCAAUUAUGUGAACAAAUGAUCUACUCUAACGGUAAAGCUAAAAACAAGCGAAAUACCUAAAUAUAAUCAAAUUAGGUAAUAAAAAUUAUAGUUGGCACCAUCGUUGGGUUUUACUUCUUCAAAUUUGAUUUCUUAGACUUCUAAAAGCACCAAUAUACUUUCAACUAAAUAGUUUUUGAUCUCAACUAAAUCUCUUUCAAGUACAUUUUAUACUCGAAUAUACACACAAUUAUCGCAUUGUUGUUGUUGUAAAAAUGUACGUACAUUGUACUACACACGAACUCCAACCCAAGAAAAAAUCCCUUAUAAUUACCCUAACACUACUUGCACACACACACACAGCCAAAACCUUACCUAUCAAGUUAAGAAUAUUUCUAAACAAUAUGAACGGCAUGAGUGGAUCUUCUUCGGUGGCUCCUGCACCUUCGCCGUCGGAUUUCUUCCAACAUCGCCACCGUCAUCAUGGUGGCAUGAUGCACAUGACUUUCUUUUGGGGAAAAAACACCGAGGUUCUAUUUGACGGCUGGCCAGGGACCAGUCUGACUAUGUAUUGGGUCUGCCUAGCCGCCAUUUUCGCAUUUUCAGCAUUGUCAGAAUGGAUUUCGCGGUGCGGGGUCAUGAAAGCCGGUCCGGCUACCUUUGGCGGCGGGAUAGUCCAGACGGUGGUUUACACUGUGAGGGCUGGUUUAUCUUAUUUGAUCAUGUUGGCUGUAAUGUCAUUCAAUGGAGGAGUCUUCUUGGCUGCAAUGGCUGGCUUUGGAUUAGGGUUUAUGAUUUUUGGAAGUAGGGCUUUUAAGGACACUGCUGGUAAUCACACUCACACCGACGUUCAAUCACAUUGUUGACUUCCGAUGAGCAUAUAAUAAUAAUGAAAAUAAAAUCACAUUUUGGGAAUUCAGUAUAUUUAUUCUCUUUUUUUUUGAACGACUAUUCUCAUUUAUGGUCUUGUUUAGGUCUAAUAUUUUGUGAUCAGUUUUAGUUCAAUAAAAACGUUGAUCUACAUAACUAUCUCUCUUUGGUGAUUGUGCAGAAGUCAUAUUUUUCCUGGAUUUGUUUAAUGUAAUUUUGUUAUAUAUCUUUGGUCAACUUAUGUAUACCUAAUUACUUGCGAUAUGCAAGCAAGAAUUCUAUAUUGAUGUCACUCUUCGAAUGAAAAUAAAGUAAAUAUUUCUGCCUCUUUUAUCGGAUUUCUCAGAUUUGUUUGUUUUGUUUCUAUUAAGCAGAUAUUUAGGGAAAACUAGUUUGGAUAUAAAAGAAAAGACGUCAUGGGCCUAGAGGAAUAUAUAGUUGCUUGGAUCAAUUGCUAUAGAAAUGCGUAGAUAAAAACCCAUACAUUACUUGUCGGUGCAAGUAAACAAUGAAAAGAAAAAGAAGAAAACAAAGAGAAGUCACAUGAGAGUGGAGCAAUGUACACCGUCACUGGCUCACAAUUAAUUUGAGUAAUGGCAAAACGUGAGUGCACAUGAACCUUAUAAAGUGAAAGUAAAGAAUAAGUGCACAUGAACCUUCCAAAGUGAAAGUACGAAGAAUACGAAGAAGUCGGCGGAUUUAAGACCAGCCACGAGGCCACCACGAGCAUGUCAUAUUUUUUCACAUUUCCACACACCUUAACGCGUUCCGUUGGAUGAAC
This is a messenger RNA of Brassica napus (rape), 1698 nucleotides long. RefSeq names its product copper transporter 3-like. The record is from RefSeq and is a predicted model, not a curated record. The coding region runs from base 323 to 913 and encodes 196 amino acids. The transcript has a single exon. Lineage: Eukaryota; Viridiplantae; Streptophyta; Magnoliopsida; Brassicales; Brassicaceae. Gene Ontology annotation, molecular function: copper ion transmembrane transporter activity. Gene Ontology annotation, cellular component: plasma membrane. Gene Ontology annotation, biological process: copper ion transmembrane transport; intracellular copper ion homeostasis.